AUGAAACUGAAUAUUGAUCUAUUUUCUCCAGAAUCAAAUGUUGAUCAAUGGACCUGGCUGUUAGAACAAUGGCGCGAUAUGUUAAGAACCAUGCCUAUGGUAUUUACACAAGCUGGCGCUUUCAGUCGUCUUGUUCGUACAACUAUUGGUAUUGGCCUUAUGCAUCUUGGUAAAUGUGCUGAAACAAUGGGCACAACUGGUUGUUUACCGAUGAAUGCCGAAUUGAUGAAUGAACAUCUAUUUUAUGCUCUUCAAACAGGCUUUUAUUUCGGUGUCGCCUAUGCCGUAGUUGACUGUCUGCAAGAUGAAAUCCAUAAUCUGGAUAAUAUACCAUUACAUCAUUUUCUCACCUUUGAUAAUGACAAAAAUCACCAACUGACGCCGACCAAAACAAUUGAUAGGUGGCUUCAUAUAAUGGAGCAAUUAUUAAGUGGUACAGAUUUUGAUCGAAGUCAACUACCUAAGACUCCAUUCACAUCAAUGCUUAUUGAGUCUUUCGAUAAUCUUUUGAUAUUGACAGAAUCAAAUGAUACAAUGCGGGGAUCUUUCAACGAACUGGCUCUUCUCCUGCGUUCACAGCGGAUGGACAAAAAGGAAAUGGAUGAAUAUUAUGACGACGAGCAACUUUAUCUAGGAUCUGUUCUCAAGUCGCAUUUUACUUAUACAUGCACAACUCACCUUGGUGACAUGAGCACAGCACGUGAAGAAAGUGAGCGUCUGUGGGUCAUGCCAUUUUUGGGACAACUGACAGACGAUUGUCGAGAUUUUAAUGAUGAUAUUAAAUCGAAAUCAGUCACUCCUUUUACAUAUUAUGCAUCAUUAAUGAAAUGUAAAGAACCGGUGGCUAAUCAUUUACUCAAUCCAUUCUAUACAUUUCUGAAUAUUUGCUCGGAUAUAUAUCUAUCAAGCAAUCGUGAUAGUCAAACAGGCGCGUUUCUAGGUCGUCGUAUUGCUCGUACAUUACGUUCAGUUGACGUGACUGGUGAUGAAACAUCAUAUCUUCAAUUUCUUAAUAUAUUUUGUAUGAACAACAGAGUCUUGCAUGAUUAUUGUUGGAAUAAACUACGUAAACAAUUUCCUAUUGUUACUGAUCCUGAGAAAUCCUUCUUCCGAGCAUUAGAUACUUCGAGUAUUAAAUAUGCGCGAACAAAUCGAAAAUUAGAAACAUAUGUAUGUGAAAAUUUAAUGAAAAUUGAGGAUGCAUUAAAUAUUCGUUCAUUACAUUCUCAAGAUGAGACUAUUUUCGAAGAAGAAGUGUUAAUUUCAGCAAUGAAUUAUAGUGUUAAAGUUGGUGGUAAACGUUUAAGACCAUUACUAAUGUUAAUGGUUGCUGAUUUGUAUGAAAUCGAAUUAACUCGAAUAUUACCUUUGACUUGUGGCAUUGAAUAUUUGCAUACAUCAUCAUUAAUUUUUGAUGAUCUUCCUGCACAAGAUAAUAGCGAUUUACGACGUGGUCAGCCAUCUCUUCAUAAAACAAUAAUUAAUGAUGAUAUACCACAUAAUUUAUGUGAAGGUCGAGCGCAACUGGCUGCUGUUGAUCUCAUCGCAAUCAGUAUGGGUUUAAUUAAUCAUGGUCUUAUCAAAAAUGGAUUCUUACCUGAAUGUGUCAAUCGAGUUGUUGGUGAAAUUUCUUUGUUGAUGCAUGAUCUUUGCAUAGGACAAAUGAUGGAUUUACGUGCAGCACGUGUCGGUAUUGGACAAGACAAUAGAGAACUUGAUAAACUUGAUCGAAUUGCUUGGUUCAAGACGGGUAAGACAAUCGAAGUAGUAAUGAUCACACCAGUUAUUCUUGUCCAACUACCAUCAGACAAACACACUAUUGAGUUGUCACGUAUUCGAGAAUUGAGUCGUCUCAUGGGUAUUUUAUUUCAAAUGCGUGAUGAUUUGUUAGAUGUUGAAGGAGGCGAUGCUAUUGGAAAGCCAACAGCACUCGAUGUUAAAAAUAAUACCGUUACAUAUGUGUCACUGCUUGGUGUCGAUGGUACUCGGCAACGUCUUCAGCAACUUUUAGCUGAAGCAUUACAACUGGUAGACGAUUGUUGGCCGACAGGUUCAGAAACAGUUAAAGAUGUUAUUAAAUAUAUUGUUAAUCGAAAAAAAUGA
Rotaria sp. Silwood2 is the source of this 2103-nucleotide messenger RNA. The record is from the annotation of a GenBank genome assembly. Lineage: Eukaryota; Metazoa; Rotifera; Eurotatoria; Philodinida; Philodinidae.